AUGUCAUUCAAAUUCAUACCUUCCAAUGCCUUGACUCCUUUACCAAAAGAUAUCCCAGAAUUCCUGGCCCCUUAUCUACCAAGAUUAAUCGAUGAUAAAGCAUUCGUUACAUUGACCUAUGCCCAAUCAUUAGACUCUAGAAUAGCUGCUAAACCAGGUGAGCGUACAUCAAUAUCACACCCUGAAACAAAGACAAUGACACACUUCUUAAGAAGCCAACAUGAUGGAAUAAUGGUUGGAUUAGGCACUGUCCUUGCUGAUGAUCCAGGAUUGAAUUGUAGGUUUACAGAGAAUGGGAAUACAAGAACUCCAAGACCAAUUAUUCUUGACCCUUUUUUCAAAUGGAGCUAUAAAGGUUCCAAAUUACAGAACUUGGUGUUGAAAGGUGAAAGUCUGGAACCUUGGGUUAUAAUUGCUUAUGGAUUGAAUGAAGUGGAAAAAAUUGAUUAUUUAGAGAAGCAAGGUGGGAAAGUAAUAAGAAUAAGAUCUGAUGAACGUGGGAGAUUGUUAUGGGAUGAUAUUGUUCUUGGUUUGAAACAAAUGGGAAUCGAUUCAUUGAUGGUUGAAGGUGGUGCUAGAAUAAUAAAUCAAUUGUUGAUACGCCCAAAGAUUGUGGAUAGUUUGAUAAUAACGAUUGGACCUACAUUUUUAGGCGAAGAAGGUGUUCAAGUGAGUCCUCCACAAAGUGUGAAACUAAAGAAUGUAAACUGGUGGAAGGGAACACAGGAUACUAUUUUAGCUGCUAAUUUAGAAAACUCUGCAUAA
Molecule: messenger RNA, 765 nt
Organism: Hansenula anomala
Lineage: Eukaryota; Fungi; Ascomycota; Saccharomycetes; Phaffomycetales; Wickerhamomycetaceae
Gene: RIB7
Product: 2,5-diamino-6-(ribosylamino)-4(3H)-pyrimidinone 5'-phosphate reductase
Exons: 1
Coding region: 1-765 (254 amino acids)
Biological process (GO): riboflavin biosynthetic process
Molecular function (GO): NADP binding; 5-amino-6-(5-phosphoribosylamino)uracil reductase activity
Source: RefSeq, a predicted model, not a curated record